GGGAGUCAUGAAAGAGGACAGCAGGAUCUUCACAGGCCUGCAGGUCAGGGUUGAGGGCAGAGGAGGAGCAUUGCUUCCAUCGGGACAGCUCCUUGGAGAAUGGUGGCCGACUGAGUUGCCUGUGAGGCAGCCCCUCAGCUAAACCAUAUGAGAUGGGGCUCAGAGGAGGUGUGCGGGCAGGUCUGGCUGUCCCUUGUGGAUGCAGAUUUGAGACCCAGAAGUCUCCCCAUGACUCCUUAUCACAUCCGACAAUACCAAGAGAGGGACCACAAGCAGGUCCAGGACUUGUUCUGUAGGGGCAUGGAGGAGCACAUCCCUACUGCCUUCCUCCAUGCAUUGCUGCUGCCCCGAACUCUCCUGCUCUUACCUGGGGUGCCCACUGCCCUGGUCCUGGUGUCUGGCUCCUGCCUGCUGGCCCUUAUGUGUAGCUUCUUUCUGCUCCUGUUUCUACGGCUCUUUGUCAAACAGUCCUCGAAGAAGUUUGUGGCCUUGCGUUUACGCACAGACCUGGCUGACACCACCAAGUCCUACCUGAGUGAGCCUGGCUCCUGCUUCUUGGUGGCUGAGUCUGUGGAUCAGGUGGUGGGCAUGGCAGCUGCUUUGCCAGUCAAGGAUCCCUCAAUAAAGAGGAAGCAGCUGCUGCUCUUUCACUUGUCUGUGUCCUCACAGCAUCGAAGACAGGGGAUAGUAAAAGUGCUGGUCAGAACUGUCCUCCAGUUUGCACAAGACCAGGGCUACAGUGAGGUUGUUCUUCGUACCGCCGUGCUGCUGCGUGACGCUGUGGCCCUCUACAAGGGAAUGGGCUUCCAGAAGACAGGCAAGUCCUUCUUCAACACAACAGCAAAGCUACUGGCUGUUCCUUCAAUUCACUUCAUGUACCCGCUCCCCUCUACUCAGGAACAGGAGCUGGGAUCUUUCCCUAUGCAUCUGCCAGCCUCCAGCUCACAGUGCUAUCACAAGCAAACCCUAAUACUGAAGUGGGUCAUAAAGGUGUAUUUGUCUUGCUCGUUGGAAUACUAUCUGUUUGAUGGUGUGUAAAGAACAGGGGCAAUCAUGUACUCUAGUUCCUCCAACAUCAACAUCCUGUACAGGGUGUCUGUGAGCACUGAUGGAGUAGGGUGGUUUCGUGGCCUGACCAGCAUGUGUGGCCCCUGCUGGCACUGACUAGACUCAGCCUCAUGGGCCUGCAUGACUGAGUAGAGGCCAAGUAUGGCAUGUGUCUGUAGGUCCAGGAAGAGGGUAGGAGACUAUUGACUGUCCUAGAUUUACUACUCUUGGGAACUGAGGCUAGAGUGGCCUUAGUCCUGAGACUAGGAACUCCAGUAACUUAGGUGCCUCAGGCCUGACCAUUCCAUUAUACAAGCUCCGUGGAUGAAUUAAGACAUGGUGGUGUGCUGGUGUUGUCAAGACAGUUUGCCAUUUCUGCAAUUUAAUCUCUAGCACAGACAUACCAAUAUAGUUCUGACACUGUCUCACACUGGGAUUCCCUAACCCAGAAGGACCUGCUAAUCACAGCUGUCUAGGUUAUCCUCAAAGGAACUACUGCCCAGCCUUGGCAUUUCAUUGGCUUAUAGAUGUCUUUGAGAGAUCUGAUAGGCAACUCUCUGCCCUCCUGCCAACUAGUCUUCUCAUAGAUUCACAUAUCUUCAUGGUGUCCUUUUGGCAAGUCACAGAAUGGCUCCGAACCAAAAAGACUUGUUUUCCAGGAAUGCAUGCUUUUCUCUGAGACUUUCACAUAGACAAACAUGAUUUUUUUUUCUCCUUACUAAUUGGCAUUUCCAGUUUCAGAAACUGCUCUGCUGGCUGUUGGGGUGGAAGAGAGGGUUGUUAAAUCACAUCAGGCAAGAUACUCUUGUUGAUAUGAUAAUGGCAUAGAUGCUAUGGGUACAGCCAACUACUUUCUGAAUGAAUUGCAGGAAAGGGGAAAGCCAUGGUAUUAAGCACAUAAAAUAUGUUUUAAACAGAUAGUACAGAAUUGGCUAUGAGUUCUUGUUGCUCUUCCGGAAGACUCAGGUUCAGCUCUCAGCACCCACACAGUGGCUCACAUCCACCUGCAACUCCAGUUCCAGGGGAUCCAAUGUUCUCUUCUGGCAUCCAAGGGCAAUGCGUACAUACAAGUGAAGCACAUAUGCGCACACAGGUGGGACCGAGUAUCUGAUCACACUGUGAACUCUGAGACUGUAUUGUUGACUGGGAAAACCUGUUUCUAGUUGUGGUGUGGCUCAGCUGUAGCACACACCACACAUUCAAGAGCUUGCUGCUUGAAAUAUUGUAAAGAAGAUUAAAUAAAGUUAACCCUAGGUCAAGGGCCAGAGAAAGCAACCAGCUGACAGGGAGCUGACAGGGAACAUAGGAAAAAAACAUAGAGAGUAAGAGAAAGUCAAGAGACAGACUUGACAACACUGGACCCCCUGGAGCUGGAGUCUCUCUGGACAGAGAGACCCAUAGGAAGUAGAAGAGGAGAGCAUUCAGUUUGAGGACAGAGUGGAGAAAAAAAGAUUCCUCUUUCUUUUUCCUUUUCUUUUUUCCUUUUGAGAUGUCUGCUGAGGAGGAAAAUCAGCUGGGUGAUUUCUCUGCCUCUCUGAGCCAGCAUCUGGCUUCCGAGUCUUUAUUGGUAAAACCGAACAUAAUAAAGAUGUCCCUAUGCUGUUGUUUUUGUGAAAAUUAGGGCUUAUUUGGCAGUGCUGCUUUUGAGUAGUAAACAAUGAUAAAGUCCAGUGAGAGGAAAAAUAAAUCAAGAACAGCCAUUGAGGGUUACAAGUGUUUUUUAGGGUACUAUCUGAAACGCUCAGAGGUUUCAUAGCAGAGAUGUCCCUGUGCUGGUAAGUUUAUGAACCAAGAGGUCAUUUAGCUGUGCAUCAUGCCACAGAAAUCUUUCCAAUGGAAGCUGCUGUCUUAAGCUCAGCCUCUGCUUGGAAUGCUUUGUGCUAUUCACAAUUGUUCCAGCAAAGCUUUCCUCUUGGCAUGGUGGCAGCCUAGCAAAAUAGUCCUACAGGAAAGACGAGGGAGAAAGAGUGAGAGGCUUGGCUUUGUGUGAGAAGCCUGUCAUGGUCCUUUAAAAAAAAUCUGUGGUAUUAGUUUGCCAGGAGGCUGUGAAGAUAGGACUUUAAUAUAAAGUGUUUCUAAAUAUUUUUGUUUUGUUUUUCAAGACAGGGUUUCUCUGCGUAGCCCUGGCUGCCCAGGAACUCACUCUGUAGACCAUGCUGUCCUCGAACUCAGAGAUUCCCUUCUGAGUGCUAGGAGUAAACGCAUGCCUCACCACACCGGGGCAAGUGGGCCAAGUAUUUCUAAAUCUUAAUGUAAAGACAGCAUUAAAAAUGUUCUGCAGAGGCCAAAUACACCUGGGAAACAUGUUCAUAAAACCACUCUUCCUGCCUGCUUACACAUUUUUUAUUUUACAAUUUAAUUUUUAAAUUUUAUGGGUACAAGUAUAUUUCCUGAACAUAUAGAUGUGCACCACAGGCAGUCUAGUGUCUGUGGAGGUUAGAUAGGGCAUUGGAUACCCUGUAACUGGAGUUACCCAUGGUUGUAAGCAGCCAUGUGGAUGUUUGGAACCAGCCCUGGGUCCUCUGCAAAAACAAGUGUUCUUAACUGCUGAGAGAUCUCUCCAGCACCCUGUUUUUUGUAUUUUUAUGUUGUGAUUUUUUUUUAUUACUUAUGCUUAUUCUUUGACAACUUCUUGCUGGUAUGUAAUGUAUUCUGAUUAUUCUUUCUUCCCACCCUCUUUUAUUUUCCUUCAAUCUCUAUCAACAUUCCCUCUUCCCCGAAAGUCUCUUUCCCAGAAUCAUGUCUUUUUUAGUUUAUUUUGGGACUCACUGAGCUCGACUAGAGCCAUCUGUAUUGUAUUUUAUUUGUGUGUGUGUGUGUGUGUGUGUGUGUGUGUGUGUGUGUGUGGUGCAUUCAUGUCCACAGGCAUAUUCACAUGUGUUAGGGCAUGGGCAGACCUUGACAUCAUCAGAAGUCUUCCUCAGCCACUCUCUGUCUGUGUUGAGGCAGACUCUCUCAUUUGAACACAUAGUUUGCUAAUCUGGGGAGUCUAACUAGCUAGCUCAGUCUGGGAAUCCCCUCUCUGCUUCUCACCUGUCAAGAUUACAAGUUAACCAUCAUGCUCACCUGACAUUUAUGUGGCUGCUUGGAGGUCUGAACUCUGGUCCUCAUGCUGGUAAGACAAGAACUUUACCCUCUGAGCCAUCUCCCCAACUCCCUACUUUUCUUUUAAACCGUCUUUACUGGGUUAUCAAACUGCCAGAGGAUCUGUCAAAAUGGAGAUGUUCAAAUAAAAGACUUAAGGAAGAAAUGUGAAUUAUUCCUAAAUAGAAAGACAGACAGUGAACUCUUCCAUUCCACAGACUUAAUGGAUACAAAAGGAACAGGAAAGAAGGACAACAGAGAAUUCAAACAGAGAGACAGAGUUUUAGGGGAGAGAGUAAAUGAGAGCAGACAGCACUUUACUGCCAUUUGACCCCAGGCAAAAGCCAACUUUCAGUCCACUUAGCAAAUGAAAUUGGUGCUUUACCUUAGGCUUGGCAAAUCUACUGUUAGUAUUUUGGAACACAAGCUGCUUCUGGGUUGCCCAGCAACCUAUCAUGUGUCCUCAGCCAGCCAGGUGACCACACCUGGAGGUCAUGGUUUCCUUACAACUUAAAGGGCCCACCCGGACAGGUGGUCCCUCUCUUGCUCUCCUCUCUCUCUCUCUCUUCCGCCUCGUCUCUCUGCAACCCCCUUCUCCCUUCCCCUAAUAAACCUCCCACAUGG
Molecule: messenger RNA, 4755 nt
Organism: Psammomys obesus (fat sand rat)
Lineage: Eukaryota; Metazoa; Chordata; Mammalia; Rodentia; Muridae
Product: probable N-acetyltransferase CML1
Exons: 2
Coding region: 148-1038 (296 amino acids)
Molecular function (GO): N-acetyltransferase activity
Source: RefSeq, a predicted model, not a curated record